UAUUGCAGGCGCACGACUCGACGAGCAACAGAGUGCUGUGUACAUCCCCGCCCACGUAUUAUUAUUCGACUGUCUUGUAACCACGCUUCUCGGUGAUCGUGAACAACCACGAGUAUUGGACAAUUCCAUAUCGAGUGGAUAAUGAAUUUAUUAUUCGCGGAAGAUUUGUCGCGGCCUGUCGACAGAACCACGUAAGAAGGUUUUAAUGUGACACAAGGGCGAGCAUGAUUCUGGCAGGAUCAGACCAUUUUCUGGCGGUACCUGUGGAAGCGACAGCAUUUCUGGGUGCCGUAGCUGGCUUCGUGGUCCUCCUGUUGGCUCUGUUCUUGUACUUGUCACGCAAAUGGUGCUUCACUCCACCAUCCACGACCACUCUUUUCGGUGGCGUUUGCGUGCCCCUCUGCGAGCCUAACAACGGCUCCACCUCACAGAUUACGAAAAACAUAGGGAAGGCAUUUUCCUAUUCGGAUCCAGAGACUAGUUCCGAUUCGGAAGAGGACGUCCUUCGUCGACUGAAUUCGCAUACUCAUCCACCGCCGGAUACUUUGACUAUCCAAGCGGAGGAUGGACCGACCAUUCUGGAUGCCGGCACUACCUCCAGCAGCUGCACGGAAGAACACUCGCCCAGCGAUCAACAACAGUGUGUGGUAGAAGUCGGGGCCUCUGGUAUUAUUCUCGAUAACAGAGAACAAGAGGUAGAGGUCGAGCAAAAUGGUUCGACUACCAACGACGUUAUUACAACGAUGGGUACCAUCACCGAAGAAGUGGGUAGCUUGGAAGUCGCUUUCCUAUAUGAUGCACCGAUGCGCGAGAUGACGGUUCAUGUGCUGCAAGGACGAAAUUAUCCCGAAGGUAUAGGCGGUAGUCAAGUGCGGCUCGUGCUGUUACCAUCGAAGAAGCAGCGCCGUAAAACUCGAGUACGCCAGGGUACGUCUCCACAGUACAUGGAGAGUUUUCUGCUUCCACGUGUUAAUCCAGAGGACGUAAACGCCAUGGGCGUACGCCUAAGAGUGUAUCUAUGGGGCGGAAGAAUGCGACGAGAGAGAUUACUAGGCGAAGCUAGAGUCUCCUUCGAUCAGAUCAAUCUUCAGCUUGAAACUACGCUUUGGUUAACGCUACAACCUCCACCUUUUUCUUCGGUACAAGAUUGGGGAACAACUAGUAGUUUGACUCGUAGCGAUUCCACCGGAUCACAGCAAUCAGUUCAAUCAUACGCAUCACCUACUGCACGUGUGCCAACUUACGCGUCGCAUACUGUACCUCCUUACGGCAGUAGUAUGAAGGGCGGAAGCGUGGCAGAAAUUUUAAUAGGCUUGGCGUAUAACGGGACGACUGGACGUUUAUCGGUAGAAAUAAUUAAAGGAUCUCAUUUUCGGGGUGGCGGCGGGAACGACACGAAACCACCCGACACGUAUGUUAAGCUCGCUCUCAUGGAUAGCAACGGUCACGAAAUGGAACGAUCGAAAACUGGUCUGAAACGGGCUCAGCCGAAUCCCCUGUACAAGGAAACAUUUAUAUUCCAAGUUGCUCUGUUUCAACUUGGAGAUGUAACUCUCUUUCUAUCGGUUUAUAAUCGACGAAGAGGCGGAAUGGGAAGAAAGGGAAGAGAAAUGAUCGGUUGGCUGAGUUUGGGAUUAAACAGUUCCGGUACGGAGGAGCUUCAACAUUGGAACGAUAUGCGCGCAGCAAGACAACCGGCGCAAGUUCAACGCUGGCACUCGUUGCUGCGUCCUUGAAACAUCCGAUCACGAAAGAGUUCCUGCAACGGAAAUACAUUUUACGAUGUUGUUAACGAUAACGAUAUGGUUUGACAGAUAGAAAACGGUGCAGAUUACGGUCCCCGAUUGCGUACCGUUAUAUACGACUGAUCGUGUAGAAGAGCAAGUGAAUUUUUCAAGACGAACGCGGCUGUUCUUUAUUGGAGAUAAAGCCUGUACUGCCCGAACAGAACACAGAAGUCAAUAUGUCGAUCUGUUGAUCCUGCGAAUCAGAGCUAUCAUAAUUUUAGCACGUGGUAACUCUGAGUCAAAACUCUAUCGAUGUACCAAGUACAUUCCUUUUUGAUACGCCGGACGGAGUUGAGGGUGUUUUCAACAUACAUAUUACGUAUGUAUAUUACAUAUGCAAACAAAGAAAGAACGUAAACGCAUAACACAUACAUGAUCCAUACGCACACGUACACGUAUAUGUAUAUACACGUUUACCUACUUACAUAUACGUAAAACAUAUUUCAAUUACACGUGCACACAUACGUACACGUUACAAAUAUGCAAACACGCAUUUUGUCGGUCCCAAAAGUCGAACGUAUAAUACAUUAGCAGAUGGACCGCGAAAACGACUUCGAUUCGAUAUGUGCCUGAGCCAACUUUAAUCGUUUAUUUUUUACUUUGUGCCUUUCACCCUUUUUAGGCCGCGUGUCCGUCGACGGAGAAUCGUCGUGGGAUACCUAGCCAAGUCGAGAGCCCAUUAUGAACCGCGAUCCUCUAGCCGUUCUCCUUUGGACGAGCUAACUAAGCAAACGUAAUUUUUCCUCUCUCGCUCCGCGACACUUUCAGCGGAAUAUUCGAUUUGCAGUGCUUGUUCGUUCGAAUCGAUGCCACGAAUCUUGUUGUUUCGAUCACAUGGUUCGAGAAUGGAUUGACGCGCGAAACGAAUUAACCCCUUACUGCGUGGAGUACUGGGGCAACGAAUAAUGUUUCGAGAGAAAGUCAAGGCUGUACACAAUUUUUCUAAUUUCCUACAUACUCUGGCUUCGUUUGUUCGUUUCUCUUUUCUGCGUACUAUUAUUUAUACACAUAUAUAUAUACGUAUAUGCUUAAUUUAGUAAUACAUAUUUGAUAUUAUCAGUAAAGCACGUUGCGAAGUUUCAUAAUUCCUUGUCGUAUUCUUGAUACGUGUAACAACGUGCUUUUAUUUAUUAUAUAUAUAUACUUACGUAUAUUUACGUAUCCUAACUUUACGAACGUUUCGUGUAUACAGGAUAUCGGUUAAUCAAUUAGUAGCGUCGAGGGGUUAUAGUUAAUCGAUGGGAUAUAAAGGGGAACGUAUACGAGGACAGAUUCACAAUUAAACGACGCACAAUAAACUCGCAAAGCGCACCUCGUAAACGCAGAUGUGAUCGUAGAGUUGAUAUUACUAUUAAACUAGUAGUAUACAUUAUCGUGUGAGUACGAUAGGUUAUGUAGAAAUGUUUUUUCCACGCGUUUAUAUUAGAGGGAAUUGGAUACCGGACGAAGCAGGCGACUGAUUAAUGGAUAAAAAAAUUACCAGAUGCUGUGAAUCGUUUAACGCUUGACUUUUUCAAGCUUAGCGUUUAGGUAAUUAACGAUGAUUAAUCCAUGCUCGAACUAUUCUCCCGUUUUACGUAUUUAGACAAUGUAUAACGCGAUUGCAAGGACUCAGAAGUUUCUUUUUCGUUUGUUUACUACGUAUGUGCAUGAAUUUUCUCGUAUCAAAUGUACAGACGUUCUUUUUACAAUGCUCUUCUCAAACGCAGUUUUAAAGAAGUACUUUUAGCGCUUUCGGAUUUAGCAUAAUCAUCGAUAAUCGAUAAUAUCGUAGUUAUGUGCGUUUGUUGGUGCAUCUCAUCCAAUUUCUAGCGUUUUCAGGAAGCGAGAAGAGAAAGCAACAGCGAGGAAGAUGCGUAGCGUGAAAGCAAGCGAUAGAAUUAUUCUCUACUUUGAGAAAAGUUUUAAGCGUACCGGGAUUUUAGCUAACGUUCUUAGGAUACUUUCUUCACUUCUGAGUCUUGGUAACAUAAUUGUAUAUUGUACAGUCUGUUUAUAAGCAACACGAUAUUAACUACGAGGAUCAGAGAUUUGCGUGAAAAUGAUGUAGAAAGAGAUUCCUCGGUCUCUCAUCGCGGAUGGGUCGAACCCGAUGCGAACAAGAACAGAAUGUUUUUGAAAUAUUUAUGAUCGAUAUGUACACUUAAUUAACGAGUAGAGGUUUUUCAGGGUAAUUUCUAUGCCUUUAAUUGUUCUCAAUUUGUUACAAUAUAGUUGUAAUUGCAUCGAACUAUUUUAAAGCAAAUGACUAGCUUUUCGCGGGAUGAUUCAAUGGCGAUGAAACAAAGAAUGCUUGGCCAAAGACAUUUAAGGCAUUGAUUAGACAAACAGAGUGUACGAAGUUAUCGAAUUUUAUUUGUCCAACAAUGUUUGGCAAUUAUGAAUGUAUGAGGUGAACAAAUUCUCACAUUUCGAUAAUUCAUAUUGUCUUGUUCUCUGAUGUUCUAUUCUAUUGUGUCGCUUUCUCGAGUGUCCAGUGCUUACAAAGUCGAUAAAAAAGGGUAUAUAUAUAAAACAAAAAGAAAAGUCUUUAAAGAUCGCGAGGAUUAUAAACAGACUAACGUUGGAUUUUUAUCUAUAUUUUAUCUACAGCACUCUUUCUCGAUAAGAAUUAAUUGAAGUUUGAACGUCUACUGCACAAAAUAAUUACCUUAAUCAAUGUUAUUAAAUUAAUAAUAAUUAUAUUAUAUCUGUCGCGUUUUAUAAAAGUGUACUCUAAUACAAUUAAACGAAUAAACUUACAAAUAGUUGUUACUGAAUACAUAAAGAAAAAGAAAUAAAAUUUGUCAAAGUACAUAUUUCUCUAAUA
Bombus huntii is the source of this 4596-nucleotide messenger RNA. RefSeq names its product synaptotagmin-14 (gene Syt14). The record is from RefSeq and is a predicted model, not a curated record. The coding region runs from base 225 to 1736 and encodes 503 amino acids. The transcript is spliced from 8 exons. NCBI's taxonomy places the organism in Eukaryota, Metazoa, Arthropoda, Insecta, Hymenoptera, Apidae.